CAAAUCAUUAUCCGGUUUUAUUAUUCAACUACCUGAGUGCAAGCUCUGGAAGGAUUCUAGAGCUACUUCCCUACCUUAUAGGAUCUACCUACGUAGGUGGGGGUAGUUAGUCAUACUAACAGACUCAACAUGACGAUACUCAGUUCUAUAAGUCGGUGGCUUCCGCCCAGUCGGAGUGGUACCACGUAUACUAUCGCCGAACAAUCCGCCGACUCUCUCAGUCUUGACCCAUUUCUCAUGUCAUUUAUAGUCCGGCUUGAUUCCUGGUAUGAUCAAUUAAACAUCGCUUCUCGUCUGCUCCUGUUUUCAAGUCUUGUUUCAUCAUUUGCAAUCACAUGGAGUUGGUGUUCUGGAAGAUUAAAUAGGGGAGCAAUGAUUCGAUAUAUCAUGCUGCUGUUGGCGACUCUACUGUCACUGUCGAGCCUCGUUCCAGGGCAGCCGACAUCGACCAUCAACAAAUAUGCUCUGAGCUCCGAAGAUGACCCCGAUCCUAAUCCAGACGUUGGUCAACCUAUCAUCCCUAAUAUCGUUGAUCCCCAAGCCAUCAACCCCCAAACUGUUUGUCCAGGCUAUGUAGCUUCUAAUGUGAAGAACACGAGUAAUGGCUUUACGGCAGAUCUCACUUUGGCUGGAGAAGCUUGUAAUGUUUACGGCACCGACAUCGAAGCUCUGAGCCUAACCGUCGAGUAUCAAGCGGUGGAUCGACUGCACGUCGAGAUACUGCCCCGCUACAUCGGCACUGAGAAUUAUACUUGGUUUAUCCUCCCUGAAGAAUUGAUCCCAAAGCCUCAGAUCGAAGAAAAUUUUGACUCCUCGGAUAGUGAUCUAGACUUCACUUGGAGCAACGAGCCUACAUUUUCAUUUAAAGUCACUAGAAGAAGCACUAGCGAUGUCUUGUUUACCACGGAAGGCUCCCAAUUAGUUUAUGAAAAUCAGUUCAUCGAAUUUGGCUCGUCUUUGCCUGAGAAUUACAACUUGUACGGCCUUGGUGAGGUGAUCCAUGGAUUCAGACUUGGAAACAACUUUACUCGGACCUUCUUCGCAGCUGACGUAGGCGAUAAUAUCGAUGCCAAUAUCUAUGGAAACCAUCCUAUUUACCUUGAUACUCGUUAUUUUGAGGUAGACAAAGGUACUGGGGCUCUAACAUACGCUCCGGAUGCUACAGAUAAGUCGACUCAGUAUAAGUCAUAUACCCACGGUGUUUUUCAACGCAGCGCCCAUAUCCAGGAAGUCUUGCUACGAGAAACCAACAUUACGUGGAGAGCGCUCGGCGGCAGUAUCGAUCUCUACUUCUACGAAGGUCCUACUCAGGAUAAAAUUACCAAGUCAUACCAAAAGAGUGCGAUCGGAUUACCUGCGAUGCAGCAGUACUGGACCUUUGGUUACCACCAAUGCAGAUGGGGUUACAACAACUGGACUGACCUCCAAAACGUUAUUGAAAACUUUGCUAAAUCCGAAAUUCCUCUCGAGACAAUCUGGUCCGACAUCGACUACAUGAAAGCGUACAGAGAUUUUGAAAACGACCCAGAUCGCUUUAGCUAUGAUGAAGGGGCCGAAUUCCUGUCGCGCCUACAUCAAAAUGAUCAACAUUACGUGCCUAUCAUCGAUUCGGCCAUAUAUGUGCCGGAUCCCACUAAUUCCAGCGAUGCAUAUACCCCUUUUAAUCGAGGUGUUGAGCAAGAUGCCUUUCUACUCAACCCUGACGGAUCUAUCUACGUCGGAGAAGUUUGGCCCGGUUUCACUGUUUUCCCUGACUGGAUUGGUGCUCUAUUUAAUGGCACUGGAGCCAACAGGUGGUGGAUAUCCGAGGUUGCCGAGUAUUACAGUAAGAUCAAGUUCGACGGUAUCUGGAUCGAUAUGUCAGAAGUCUCGUCAUUCUGCGUGGGCAGCUGCGGCAGUGAUGAACGGAACAUGGAUCUUCCAAGGGAGUCCAGAAAUGAGAUCCGGCAGUUCCCUGAGAUUGUCGAUCCAACCAAUGUUAGGAAAGUAGCUAUUGAAGCCCGGGAAGAUCCUACUCCGACCUCAUAUCUUCGUACUACCCCGACUCCGGGCGUUCGGAACGUCAACUGGCCCCCGUACGCUGUCAACAAUUUCAACGGCGAUCUUGCCGUCCAUGCCGUCAGCCCCAAUGCGACACACCACGGUGGGAUCAUAGAGUACGACGUCCAUAACGUAUACGGACAUCAAAUUCUGAACGCUACCUAUCAUGCCCUUUUGAAUGUCUUCCCUGAGAAGCGACCGUUCAUUAUCGGACGAUCUCAAUUUGCAGGCUCUGGAAAAUGGGCUGGUCAUUGGGGGGGCGAUAACUAUUCUCUCUGGGCGUUCUUAUUUUUCUCCAUCCCACAGGGCCUGUCUUUCUCCCUUUUCGGUAUCCCCAUGUUCGGCGUCGACACUUGUGGUUUCGCCGACGAUGUUGAUGAAGAGUUGUGUUCACGCUGGAUGCAAUUGUCUGCUUUCUUCCCGUUCUACCGAAAUCACAAUACGCAAGGGGCUGCUAGCCAGGAGCCGUACCUUUGGCCGUCUGUAGCAGAAGCUUCUAGGGCGGCCAUGAAGAUCCGAUACGCGCUGCUGCCAUAUAUCUACACGACUUUCUAUCUCAGCCAUUCUACUGGUUCAACGGCCCUCCGUGCUCUGGCCUGGGAAUUUCCGGAUGAGCCAUGGCUAGCUAAUGCCGAUAGGCAGUUCCUUCUCGGUGAUGCGGUCUUAGUUACUCCUUGCUUAGUUCAGGGUGCUACGACCGUCGACGGUGUUUUCCCUGGCGUAGGUUCUGGUACCGUCUGGUAUGAUUGGUACAACAAGACGUCGAUCACAGGAGUUGCGUCCGGGCAAAACGUCACUAUUGAUGCGCCACUAGGUCAUAUCCCGGUUUACGUGCGAGGCGGGAAAGUUAUACCUCUGCAAGAGCCAGGUCUAACCACCGCAGCCGUUAGAGCCAGUCCCUGGAGUCUCCUUGUCGCAUUAGAUGGUGACGGACAUGCUAGUGGAGGACUAUACCUCGACGAUGGAGAGAGCCUUGUGCCUAAUAGUACUACAUGGGUUGAUUUCACCGUCGAAAAUUCGUCUUUGAAGGCCACGCCUCGCGGAAAUUUCGAAGACAAGAAUGUGCUGGGCAAUGUGACGAUCCUAGGAGCUCAAGAUCCCGUAUCCAAAGUAGAGUUGAACGGGAAAGAGGUUCCUACUGGCGCGUGGAGCUUACAGGACUCGAGUAAAGUCCUAACGAUUACAGAUCUUGACACGUUGACGGCGGGUGGUGCUUGGUCGGGUGAAUGGACUUUGAGUUGGUCGUGAAUAUAAUUAUAGUGGCCUGCUAUUUAGUUGUAGUAUUAUCUUAACAACAUCUUACUGAGAUCCGCGAUAGUCCUUGUGCUCAAAUAAGCCAGCGUCGC
Messenger RNA from Daldinia loculata, 3386 nucleotides. RefSeq names its product glycoside hydrolase family 31 protein. Bases 130 to 3288 code for a protein of 1052 amino acids. The record is from RefSeq and is a predicted model, not a curated record. Gene Ontology annotation, biological process: carbohydrate metabolic process. The transcript has 6 exons. Gene Ontology annotation, molecular function: hydrolase activity, hydrolyzing O-glycosyl compounds; carbohydrate binding. Lineage: Eukaryota; Fungi; Ascomycota; Sordariomycetes; Xylariales; Hypoxylaceae.